AUGGCACCGUUCGAGGUCCUCUAUGGAUGGAAGUGCCGAUCUCCUGUACACUGGGGUGAUGUAGGCGAGCGUGCAGUGUUAGGCCCCGAUGUUUUGCUAGAGGCAGAAGAGAAAGUUUGCCUCGCUCAUCAAAGAUUGCUCACGGCGCAAUCUAGACAACAGAGUUAUGCGGAUAAGCGCCGUCAGGAUAUAGAAUUCGUAGUUGGAGACUGCGUAUUUCUGAAGGUUUCACCUAUGAGGGGUGUAAAGCGGUUUGGGGUUCGAGGGAAGUUGAGUCCUCGGUACAUUGGACCUUACGAAGUGUUGGAAUGCAUUGGAGCGGUGGCAUACCGGCUCGCAUUGCCGCCACAGCUGGCAGAUGUUCCUAGUGUAUUUCACAUCUCCAACCUUCACAAGUAUAUUCACAACCCCGAGCAUGCGAUGCUAUACAAACAGCCAGAACUUCAAGAAGAUCUGAGCUAUGAGGAGUUCCCGGUGUCAAUUAUUGCGCGGGAGGUGCACAAUUUGCGAAAUCGCGAGAUUUCUUAUGUCAAAGUCUGGUAG
This is a messenger RNA of Ananas comosus (pineapple), 543 nucleotides long. RefSeq lists its product as uncharacterized. The coding region runs from base 1 to 543 and encodes 180 amino acids. The record is from RefSeq and is a predicted model, not a curated record. The transcript has a single exon. NCBI's taxonomy places the organism in Eukaryota, Viridiplantae, Streptophyta, Magnoliopsida, Poales, Bromeliaceae.